Messenger RNA from Scophthalmus maximus (turbot), 2614 nucleotides. RefSeq names its product solute carrier family 35 member A3b (gene slc35a3b). The record is from RefSeq and is a predicted model, not a curated record. Gene Ontology annotation, molecular function: UDP-galactose transmembrane transporter activity. Gene Ontology annotation, biological process: pyrimidine nucleotide-sugar transmembrane transport. The transcript is spliced from 8 exons. Gene Ontology annotation, cellular component: Golgi membrane. The coding region runs from base 591 to 1610 and encodes 339 amino acids. NCBI's taxonomy places the organism in Eukaryota, Metazoa, Chordata, Actinopteri, Pleuronectiformes, Scophthalmidae.
CGUCGGAGUUGUCCUGUGUGCAGACACAUCAGUGAUCGCUGAGCUCGGGCUGCAGACAGCAACGAAUAUCAAUCGGACUAAUUACAUUCGUCGCUGGGAAAGAAAAGAAAAGAAAAACUCUCGUUGCUUUAGUUCAGUCAUUCACUCUCGCCCGUGCGCCGGCUGGUUAUCCCUCCGACGGAUCCACAUCCUGGUAAACGUCGCGAAGUUCAAAUAUUUGCAGAAGUGGUCUUUCAAACCGAUCGGACUCGAUCGGAGUGAGCAGCCCGACCAGCCGCGACGUCACGACACGGAUCCACGUCACCAGACCGGUGCGUGGCUUUGUCGGAUUUGUUGCGUCUCGUCUUUAUUUUUUGUUUUGCACAUUCGCAAAAGUUUAAGCGGAGUCAACUUUCAGCUCAGAGCUGAGCCAUCUUUGCAGUUGUAUCUAUCUAUCUCACGAGUGUUGAGUUUCCUUGGCCUUCUUGUUCUUCACCCGAACACCCCGGAGGUGGGACAGGGGCAGGACACCGGCCUCCUUGACCUGCACGGACCACGUGCACCUAUUGACUCCAUUGUUGUCUGCUAACUUUGACACGGAGUCCUCGGCGAUGGUUUUGUCCCCGUCACACUCGUGGAGGCUGAAGUAUGUGUCUCUGGGGGUGCUGGUGUUGCAGACCACCUCGCUGGUGCUCACCAUGCGCUACUCCCGCACCCUGAAGGAAGAUGGCCCCCGCUACCUGGCCUCCUCCGCUGUGGUGGCGGCGGAGGUGCUCAAGGUCCUCGCCUGCACCCUCUUCGUCUUCAAGGAGAGUAAUUUCAAUGUGCAGGCAAUGAACCAGCUGCUGAAGGAGGAGAUUGUGAACAAACCCAUGGAGACCAUGAAGCUGGCCAUCCCUGCAGGGAUCUACACGCUGCAGAACAAUCUGCUCUAUGUUGCCUUAUCCAACCUGGACGGAGCCACCUAUCAGGUCACGUACCAGUUGAAGAUCCUGACCACGGCACUAUUCUCUGUCUCCAUGCUGGGGAAGAGGUUGGGCAUCUACCAGUGGCUCUCCCUGCUCUUCCUCAUGGCUGGAGUCACUCUAGUGCAGUGGCCCACUGAGUCUGAAGGUACCGAGGAGCAGAAGAUCCUGACGGCAGGCUCUCAGUUUGUGGGACUGAUGUCUGUGCUGAUGGCCUGUGUUUCCAGUGGCUUUGCUGGAGUUUACUUUGAAAAAAUCCUGAAGGAGACUAAGCAGAGCGUGUGGGUCCGUAACAUACAGCUGGGUUUGUUCAGCUUUGUAUUUGGCUUCGUAGGAAUGAUAAUGUACGAUGGCCAGAGAGUGAGACAGUCAGGAAUAUUUCAGGGCUACAACACUAUAACCUGCACCGUUGUCGUCUUACAGGCUCUGGGCGGGCUGGUCAUAGCCGUGGUCAUUAAAUAUGCAGACAACAUCCUCAAAGGAUUUGCCACUUCUCUGUCCAUCAUCGUGUCUGCUCUUAUUUCAUAUUUCCUGUUAGACGACUUUAAUCCCACUGGUGUAUUUUUCUUAGGCACAAUGCUGGUAAUGGCUGCCACCAUUCUGUACAGUUACCCGCACAAAUCUGCCAGUGUUGGCACCAUCAAGAUAGAGAACUGUCCGACCUGACCGGAGGACAAGUCACCAUGCAGGAAGUGGAGUGGAGCUCCACGAGCUGUGGCAGCAAGUUGUGGCAUUUGGAAAGUAGGGAUGUUGGAACUGUGGAGGUGAUCCAACCUGACACCUCCAAUCAACGACGAGCAGAGGUUGUUGGGUGUGAAUGUGUCCCAUCAAGCCUCUGGGAAAAUACUACUUUGCACUAAAGUUAGGGUCAAUAAUGUACAAUCCAUUUUCUUUCAUGAUGUGUUUUGUCUGACAUGUGAGAACACACUGUGCAUGCAGUACAAAGGGACAAGGAGCCCAUGGCCAUGUGGGUGUUUGGAAAUUUACAUUUCAUCAUUCAAUAUUUCAGUUGUGCCUGUUAUAUAAUGUGGGUAAAAUUAUACUGUAUUUACAAAAUGAAAAGGGAGUUGAAUGGGCCUGUCACCAAAAGAGAAGAAUCCUUGACAGAGCUUCCACCUAGUGGUGGAAUGAAGAGCUGACUUGCUCUUCAUUCCAGAGGAGGGGGGGUUGCCUCUGUUCAAAGAUGCUGAAUGUCCUUUUUUAUAUGAGAUAAGAUGGGAUGGGACUGUUUUGACCUUGCUGCUCACAGUCUGAGACUCAUUCUGCUGUUAUUUAAAUGCAAAAUCAAGGUCUUUGUGUAAGAACAAGUGCAUAAAUUAAGGUAAUUGUUUAUGCUAAAGCAACCAACUCUGCCUUGAUGGUUUUUCUUACUUCAAAGAGAAAUGAUUGGAUAAAUUGUGCACACACACGCUAAUGCAUGCACACAGAUGUAGUCACACCCAUGAAUAUUUUGAACAGGUUUUUUUUCCAGUAGCAGUGCACUCAAAAUCAAAGCAGUCUCUAUAGCAACAGAUGGCUGAAAGAGCAGCGGUGCAGUGAUAAAUAUGGACCCACUGAAUUAUUAUAACCUCUGUGUAUUUCACAUGAUAGUAACAUACGUUGUUUCGGUUUUUUUUAUUUAACAAUGGCCCAGACAGAUAAAAACUGAUUUUAGCUGGAUUAACAAAUUA